UUAUGUCCCGAGAUUUCUGAAUCUGCACGAAUACAUAAUUGAUUAUUUCGUCUACCGCCGCCCACGACUUUACCCGCUCUAUCAUCAUCCACCAUGUCUGCUCCUCCUACCGUCAAGACGACUGUACUCACGGGUUUGGCACCCCGAACUAAACCCGACACCUUAGAGCAGUUGCGAGUCACUGCGGUGCUGGCGGCGAUGAAGCAACAAGAGGCAGAGGAGGCCAGCCGUCGCGCUGCAGAGCACCUCCAGCGUGCCGAAGAGGCUAAGAUGAAGGCCGAGCAAGAGGGUCAGAGGAGGGCAGCAGAGAGGAAGAGAGCAGAGGCGGAGAAGAAGAGAGCGGCGGCGGAGACGAAGAGAGCGGCGGCGGAGAAGAAGAGAAAGGCGGCGGAGACGAAGAACAAGAAUAACAAGAAGACUGGGGCGGAGACGAAGAACAAGAAUAACAAGAAGAAUAACAAGAAGACUGGGGCGAAGCCUGCGCACCGAUGCACGGCAUGCACCAAGGCCAAGUCCAGCACAGCCUGUAUAUUCUCGGCAACGAGAAGCAUGGUCAAUAAAUGUGACCGCUGUAGAAGCAUGAAGAUUGCCUGCACGUUCCCUGGAGAAGUGAAGGAGCCAAAGCAGGAGAAGAGGACGGUCACGGAUGAUGUAGAAUCACCUCGUGAAGGCAAGGGCAAGAAGAAGAGUCGACAUCAAAGCCAGAACCCGAGCCCGAUGGAGGUUGAAGAGGAAGCGGAAGCGGACGAGAGGACGCCAACGGUAGUAGCCGCUCUGGAGGUGCUAGCAAAGAAAGUUGAGCAGCUUACCAAUGUGGUGGAGGGCAAGUUUGCCCAGCUUAAUGAUGUGAUCGUCGAGGGGUUCGCCUUGCACCAGAAGGAGCAACAUCUCGUGGCUACUACGCUGGACCUGAUUUUUAAGGCACUGGAGUCCCGGGAGGAGUUAAUGCUCUUCUCGCAGUGCAAUAAUAGUCUAGGCUGGAUCUGAGCAUUUACUCAAUUCGAGCACUACGGCAUUGUAUAUCUUCAAUUUAUCUGGGUACCAUUUAGUGCAGCGACGCCAACCUGCACUGACACACUACAUAUACCCGUGCUGGAAAAGUUGCUCGUACAAAAACCAAAUCUCCGACGCACCUAGCUAUAGAAUCUGGUACCAGGAGGUGCUUGCAUUAAACGAG
Messenger RNA from Suillus paluster, 1177 nucleotides. RefSeq lists its product as uncharacterized. The transcript is spliced from 2 exons. NCBI's taxonomy places the organism in Eukaryota, Fungi, Basidiomycota, Agaricomycetes, Boletales, Suillaceae. The coding region runs from base 94 to 987 and encodes 297 amino acids. The record is from RefSeq and is a predicted model, not a curated record.